UGUACAUGUAUACAUCAAAAUUAAACAAAGGCAUGAUCGAUAUUCACACAAAAACGGGUGUCAAUUUUAAGUAUGCUUUUGUACAAAGUCUUUGUUAAUAUUGUAUUUCUAUAUAAUGGAGCUCAAUGUCUUUACAUGUGAAAAAGUAAGCGAACCAGAAACGUUCAAAUAUUUUCAACGCAGUAGGUUUGUUAAAAUUGUGAAUACUUCGAAGUGAAAAUAUUUUUCUAUUUGGAUAUAGGUUACGGAUGAUAUAGGAUAUAAAAAUAUUUUUUGAAACUUCGAAGGUUUUAUAGAAAAAGCGAAAAUGGCUACUGCCGGAAUGGGAAGACAAAGCCGUCUCUGUGUCAUACUGGUAAAAGUAGGAACACCAGUAGCAAAAAAAGUAUUCGAGAAACGUGUCAAAGACCUCACUCCAACUAACCAUAAUCCAUCUCCUUGGACAGUUGACGAAUUUCUCUUAGCAAACAAGCCAAAAAUAAAAUUGCUGAAGCUUCAUAGUCACAUGUGGUCUAAGAUCUUCCCCGUACAGUCUCAUAAGGUAAAGUUACAACAAUGGGAUUUAGCACUGUUGUGUACCAUUUUAACUGAAUGCUGUGACCUUCGACCAGAUAUCAGACUUGAUAUUUGCCAGUUACGAAAAUCACGCAAUAAUUUUUUUCAUAUGAGUGAACCGAGCAUUGAUGAUCACAAAUAUCAGCAUUAUUUGACCAAACUGAAGGUGAUUUUCGAUAGAUGUCUCAAAGAAAUAAACGACGACGCUUUCACGACAGAAAUGAAUAAAAUGUUUGAGGAUCUUGAACAAGGACAGUUUUCACAAGUUGAUGCAGAAGAGGUGAUGAAAAAGUUGCAGUCUAUGCAGGAAGAAACAAAUGAAAGACUUUAUGAACUUGGACAAACGUGGACGGGUGCUAUAUUUGAAACAAAAAUUUUUAUCGUGUGUGGAAGGGAGAUUACAACGGAAACAGAACAUUGUACUGUCGUGGAUACACACCCUAAAAUCGUCGUUACACAGAGAAAGAUGUCAACACUUAAUAUCACGACUGCGGUCUCUUUUGAGCCUAAAACAAACUCGGCUAUAUGCGAGAAUCAGAGAAAAAUUGACAUGUCCUACCUGCAAUACCUACCAGAUGCAGUACAGAAAAGAUCCAUGCGAGUGUCAUCUUUGUGA
Molecule: messenger RNA, 1171 nt
Organism: Mercenaria mercenaria
Lineage: Eukaryota; Metazoa; Mollusca; Bivalvia; Venerida; Veneridae
Exons: 3
Coding region: 308-1171 (287 amino acids)
Source: RefSeq, a predicted model, not a curated record